Molecule: messenger RNA, 723 nt
Organism: Chelonoidis abingdonii (Abingdon island giant tortoise)
Lineage: Eukaryota; Metazoa; Chordata; Testudines; Testudinidae
Source: RefSeq, a predicted model, not a curated record
AUGGACACCUGGAGCUUUCUGUCGGGCGAGGGGGAUUUCUCCUCCAGGCGCUUGUUUGAAGUCCCCCAGCACAGGCGCUGGGCUGGGUUUGGGGUCAGCGAGGGGGGUGGCCCCGGGCACCCAGCACAGGCGCUGGGCCAGGUUUGGGCCCUGGCGCAGGAGGUGCAGACGGAGAACAUGACAGUGGUGGAGGGUGGUGUGGCCGAGAUCAACUGCCGGCUGCACCGAUACGAUGGCUCCAUUGUGGUGAUCCAGAACCCGGCCCGGCAGACGCUCUUCUUCAACGGCACACGGGGUGAGGGGAAGCUGGGCGGGGGGUCUGUGCACGUGUGUGUUGUGGGGUUGCUGGGUUGUUGGGAUGCACGGCCGCUGGGCUCCCUGUACAGCCGCCCUCGUCUUGUCCCCGCAGACUCGCCCACGGCGCGGAUCCAGCCCAGCCAGGCCGUGCUGCGUGAGGGUGACACCCUGCUCCUCACCUGCGUCGUCAACGGCAACCCGCUCCCCACGGAGAUCACGUGGAGCCGGGCGAACGACUCGCUGCCCGAGCGGGCGCAGAUUGAGGGCGCGGAGCUGACGCUGCCGGCGCUGAGCCCGGGUGACAAUGGCACCUACGCCUGCCACGCGGCCAACAAACACGGGCGCGCCUCCGACCAGUAUGUGCUGGUGGUGUAUGGUAAGGAGCCCCGGCGCCCCCCCACUGACCUGCAGCCCCCGCCCCAUUGA